Messenger RNA from Parathielavia appendiculata, 3620 nucleotides. RefSeq lists its product as uncharacterized. Bases 380 to 3223 code for a protein of 947 amino acids. Gene Ontology annotation, molecular function: SNARE binding; zinc ion binding. Gene Ontology annotation, cellular component: endoplasmic reticulum exit site; COPII vesicle coat. The transcript is spliced from 2 exons. NCBI's taxonomy places the organism in Eukaryota, Fungi, Ascomycota, Sordariomycetes, Sordariales, Chaetomiaceae. Gene Ontology annotation, biological process: endoplasmic reticulum to Golgi vesicle-mediated transport; COPII-coated vesicle cargo loading; intracellular protein transport. The record is from RefSeq and is a predicted model, not a curated record.
GAGCACUGGAGCCGCAGCCACGGCUCCAGCGCCACAGUGCGGGUCGCAAGCUCUGCGGUAGCCUUCCAGGUUGUCCUCAGCGUGCCUCUCUCACUGACAGCUUUGGAUGAGGCCAGUUUGCGAUCCACAACCCCUCCGCCAAAAUUGGUCCCGUCACUGUGGAAAAGGACACAGCAACAGCUCCAACCCUGCAGGCUGCAGCCAAUUCCAAGCCCGGUCCACCAACCGCCACCAUCCCUCCGACGCCAAUCCAGGUUCCAAACCAGCUCUCCAUCUCCAGAUUGAACAAACCGACGUCCUACAAAUACCCAACACUACAACUCUCGGCCACCGUCUCAUUAGCGACGCGCUGCUGCAGCGACGCCCGGCCGAGCCCGCAAUGUCUGCUCCCCACGACGGCUACGGCCAGUAUCCGCCCCAGCAACCCGCCGAGCAAGCGCAAGCCCCGUAUGCCGACCAAGCUUAUGUGAACCCGGCCGCCGCCCCGCCUCCGCCUGCUGGCGCGCAUCAUGCUGCAGACCAUGGCAAGAAGAAGAAGAGAGCAUAUGCUGCACAGGCCUUCGAUGUGGGCGUAGGGGGCAACGCCGCGCUCCCCGGCCAGCUCCCCAGCCAGCUGCCAGUGGGAGGAGGCCAAUUCGGCGCUCCCGCCCCGGCAUAUGGAGGCUAUCCGCAACCAGACGUCCAGCCCGCUGCCUACGCCGCCCAGUCACAGCAGCCGUACGGCAUGGCCCAGCCGGCGCCGGUCGCAGGUUACCAGGCUCCGGAGCCGUACUACCCCUCAGCCGGAGCUCCCCCGGCCGCGGGAGGCGUUGCCGGACUCACCUCGGGCAUGUCGGCCAUGAACCUCGGGCCCGGAGCCCAACAGCAGCCGCAGCAGCUUCCGCCGCAGGCGAGGGCCGGCCCUCUUAACCAGCUCUACCCCACCGAUCUUCUGAAUCAGCCCUUCAAUGUCUCCGAGUUGGAUCUCCCUCCGCCACCCAUCAUUUUGCCACCGAGCUCCAGCGUCACCCCUUCCCCUGAUGCAAACUGCGCGCCAAAGUACGUACGAUCGACCCUCAACGCCAUCCCUACGACUCACUCGCUGCUCAAGAAGAGCAAGCUGCCAUUGGCCCUCAUCAUUCAACCCUACGCGGCCCUCCAUGAUCUCGACGACCCCGUGCCCGUUGUCCAGGACCAGGUCAUUUCCCGGUGCCGGAGAUGCAGGUCCUACAUCAACCCCUUUGUGACCUUCCUCGAUCACGGCCACCGAUGGCGCUGCAACAUGUGCAACCUCACCAACGAUGUGCCCCAGGCCUUUGACUGGGAUGCUGCGGCCCAGAAGACCGUCGACCGGUGGCAGCGCCACGAGCUGAACCACGCAGUCGUGGAAUUUGUCGCCCCGCAGGAGUACAUGGUCCGCCCUCCCCAGCCGCUGGUCUAUCUCUUCCUGUUCGACGUCAGCUACGCCGCUGUAUCGACCGGCCUCCUUGCCACCAGCGCCCGCACCAUCCUCGACAGUCUCAACAGGAUUCCGAAUGCUGACCGGCGCACCCGUCUCGGCUUCAUCGCCGUCGACUCGAGCCUGCACUACUUCUCUGUGCCCAAGGAUACGGAGGAGAACGGAGAGACCAGUAUGCUGGUGGUCAGCGACCUGGACGAGCCGUUCCUCCCGGUUCCCCAGGAGCUGCUGGUCCCUCUGACCGAGUGCCGGAACAGCAUUGAGAAUUUCCUCAGCAAGCUUCCCGACAUGUUCAUCAACAACCAAAACAACGGGUCUUGCAUGGGAUCUGCCCUGAGGGCUGGCCACAAACUCAUCUCCCCGCUCGGUGGCAAGAUUGUGGUUCUCAGCGCCUCGCUGCCCAAUGUGGGCUACGGCAAGCUCGAGAUGCGCGAGGACAAGAAGCUGCUGGGCACUUCUAAGGAGAGCGGCCUGCUUCAGACGGCCAACAGUUUUUACAAAAGCUUCGCGGUGGAGUGCUCCAAGAACCAAGUCUCGAUCGACAUGUUCCUCUUCUCGUCGCAGUACCAGGACGUGGCCUCUCUGAGCAACCUCCCGAGGUACACGGGCGGACAGACCUGGUUCUAUCCGGGCUGGAAUGCUGGCCGUCCAGAGGACGCCAUCAAGUUCGCCUCUGAGUUCAGCGACUACCUGUCGUCCGAGAUCGGCCUCGAGGCGGUCCUCCGUGUUAGGGCAACGACCGGCCUCCGCAUGAGCACCUUUUACGGCAACUUCUUCAACCGAAGCUCCGACCUGUGUGCCUUCCCGGCCUUCCCUCGCGACCAGUGCUACGUGGUCGAGGUGGCCAUCGACGAGAACCUGACCAAGAACGUCGUGUGCCUGCAGACGGCCGUGCUGCACACGACAUGCAACGGCGAGCGCCGCAUCCGCGUCUUGACGCUCGCCCUGCCGACAACCACCAACCUCGCCGACGUCUACGCCUCGGCCGACCAGUCCGCCAUCACAACCUAUUACAGCCACAAGGCCGUGGAGCGGGCGCUCAGCAACGGGCUCGACUCGGCCAGGGACCUGCUGCAGAGCAAGGUCACGGAGCUCCUGCAGACCUUCCGCAAGGAGCUGGCCGGCGGCAGCAUGGGCGGCGGCCUGCAGUUCCCCUCCAACCUCCGUGGCCUCCCCGCGCUCUUUCUGGGUCUGAUCAAGCACGUCGGCCUGCGCAAGUCGGCCCAGAUCCCCUCGGAUCUCCGGUCCGCGGCCCUCGACCUGCUGUCGACGCUGCCUCUGCCCCUGCUCAUACAGUACAUCUACCCGCGCCUCUACUCGCUGCACGACAUGCCCGACAACGCCGGGUAUCCGGACCCGGAGACGAGCCAGAUUGUGCUGCCGCCGCCGCUGAACUUGUCGAGCGAGCGGUUCGUGCCGUACGGCUUGUACCUGAUCGACGACGGGCAGACGCAGUUCCUGUGGGUCGGCCGCGACGCCGUGCCGCAGCUGCUCGUGGAUGUCUUUGGGGUGGCGGACCGCGCGCAGCUGAGGGUGGGCAAGGGGAGCUUGCCGGAGCUGGAGAAUGAUUUCAAUGAGCGGGUCAGGGCGGUGGUGGCCAAGAGUCGAGAUCAUAAGAGUAAAGGGGUGGGCAGCAUUGUGGUGCCGCAUCUGUAUAUCGUUAAGGAGGAUGGCGAGCCGAGUUUGAAGCUCUGGGCGCAGACGCUGUUGGUGGAGGAUCGGGCGGAUCAGGGCAUGAGUUAUCAGCAGUGGAUGGGGGCGCUGAGGGAGAAGGUUAGUUUCUGAGUUUUACCCCGGCCCCGAAAAGAAAGUGAGAUGUGGGUGUGCUGACUGGUUGGAACAGGUUGUUCAAUGAGGGAGGUGUGGCUCGGGACAGCGUGGGAAGGGAGGUCUGUUCUGUGCCUGGUGUAUGGGUAGGGUAAUGCUUGUGAAAUAGAUAUCUUACAGAAGCCAGGUCUGGAAAGAAGGGCGUUUACAAUAUCUGAGGUUCGGCUGGUUGUGUCCGUUUGCUAUCCGUUAGUGAGACAUCGACUCGUCCUUUCCUCGGGCCUGUCGCAAUUCUCCAUCACUUGGUCUUCUUGUCUUUGGUCCAUCUCCGUUGCGACAGCGAAUCUGCGGACUGAUGAGGGUCCCUUCCAAAACCCAGUCUUGCGGAUAUUCUGAUUCAGCGGCGGGCUAAGGU